AUGCCGACAGCGCAGAAGACCUUGAUGUUCUUGUCUGGUUUUCUCACGAGCCUGGGGUCCGUCAUCGUAAUCUGCUCUAUGCUGGGGACCCAAGCAUGGAUCACCAGUACAGUUGGCAUCACAGACUCCAUCUCCAACGGCAGCGUCACCAUCACCUAUGGUCUUUUUCGUGGUAGGAGCACUCAAGAAAUUGAUCAAGGACUUACAGAACCAGACAAAGACUUUGAAGUUUUAGGGAUGUUGAACAAUUCUUCCCAAAAAACUCUGCAUUUGGUGGCCAUCCUGUUCCUGGUCCUCAGCUUGUCCACUUCGCUGCUGAGUUCGGGCUUUACCUUCUACAACAGCAUCAGCAACCCCUACCAGACGUUCCUGGGCCCGACAGGGGUGUACACCUGGAAUGGACUUGGCGCAUCCUUCAUUCUCCUGACCAUGCUGCUGUUUGUGGGGAACACACAGUCCAACCAUCUCUCCGGGGAACUGCUGGAGAAGCUCUACCCAACAGUCACUAGUGGAGGAACGACCCACAGCUACGGGUACUCAUUUUGGCUCAUCCUGCUGGUCAUUCUUCUUGAUAUCGUCACCGUGGUCAUCAUCAUUUUCUACCAGAAGGCCAGAUACCAGCAGAAGCAGGAGCAGAGAAAGCCCAUGGAGUAUGCUCCCAGGGACGGGAUUUUAUUCUGA
Marmota flaviventris (yellow-bellied marmot) is the source of this 681-nucleotide messenger RNA. RefSeq names its product clarin 3 (gene Clrn3). NCBI's taxonomy places the organism in Eukaryota, Metazoa, Chordata, Mammalia, Rodentia, Sciuridae. The record is from RefSeq and is a predicted model, not a curated record.